Equus caballus (horse) is the source of this 2019-nucleotide messenger RNA. RefSeq names its product CD209 antigen-like protein C. Lineage: Eukaryota; Metazoa; Chordata; Mammalia; Perissodactyla; Equidae. Gene Ontology annotation, cellular component: external side of plasma membrane. Gene Ontology annotation, molecular function: fucose binding; D-mannose binding. Gene Ontology annotation, biological process: biological process involved in interspecies interaction between organisms. The record is from RefSeq and is a predicted model, not a curated record.
GCAGACUUAAACUCUGCCUUAUCAGUAAUUACAUUAACUAUAAAUGGGUUAAACUUUCUAAUUAAAAGGUAGAGAUUGACAGAAUAGAUAAAAAAGAUGAUACAAUUAUAUGCUGUCUACAAGAGACUCACUUUAGAUUAAAAGAAAAAGAUGGUAACUUAUUACAACCAACCUAAUCAGAUAGGAAACCAGGAGUCCAUAUAUAAAUAAAUGGAAAGUUUGAUACACAUAGUUUCAAGUUGCUCUCUCCAAAAUACUUAGUAAUUACAAAGGAGAAAAGAGCAACUGCUUAGUGUAGCAGUCACACUGGGGUCAAUUCCUAGCCCCAGGUUUCAAGGGAAAUGAUAGAAGAUAUUAUAUCACAUGCAUAUGGUAACCAAAACAAGCUGUGUGACCUCAGACUGUUGCUUGCCUUCUCUGUUUCUCAGUUUCCUCAUCUGUAAAGCAGGAUAAUAACUGUACCUUUCUCAUAGGGCUAUUGUGAGAACAGUCAGUGGCCCCCCAGCCAAAAAUCACGAGGAACACACCUGUGGUUGAACAAAUUUGGGUUUAUUACUUGUUGCAGUGAGGGAGAGCACACACCCCAGGGAACUGUAGGGCACAUGCUAAUUGCUGUUACUACUGAGUAUCCAUCAUUGGAACAGGCAAUUUAUACCUGUUACCAGUGCACUGUAUUAAACCUCACAGUAACGGUAUGAAGCAGGGUAAUUGUCCCUUUUCACAGCUGAGGAAACUGAGGCUCUGAUAAGGCAAGGCCAGAGGUCCCAGGACUGGAUAGGGGUUGGAACGGUGCCUUCUGGCACCAGAGUCGACUGUGCAGCUUCUGUCUCCACCCUAGAUGACCUCUCUCCUAGAUAUGUCAGGCACUCCAUCACUCCCCCGACUUUUCUGACAGGAAGAGGCGUCCCCAUCCUGUUUCUUUGUUCUUCUUUCUGGUUUGGGGAGACAGAUCUGAGGAGGGGCUGCAGAGGGCAACACAUAGGGUUAUAAAAACCAUAGUGCAGAGAAGAGGUGGAGAGAGAGGAGCAGAGAGGAAGGAAGGAUGGCAGAGAUGUGUGGCCUUGAGGAGACAUAUGAGAACCAGAAAUUGACUGAGAAAGAGCCUAGACAACUGUGGAGCUCAAGGGGCUCACCAGGAUGCCGCACCAGGCUCCCUCUGCUUCUGCUGCCGCUUCUCCUUUCUUUGGGCCUCUUCCUGCUCCUGAUAACCAUCCUGAUUCAAGUCUCCAAGAUCCAUCAAUCCAUGCAGAGAGGAGCGUGGGACCAUCAGGAGAACGAGCCCCCGGUGGCUGUUUCUCCGGAGCGGAUACAGUCAGAACUGGAGGAGAUCCGUGAGCAGCUGACCAGGAUGAAUGCCACCCUGACUGGCCUGUGCCGACCCUGCCCCUGGAAUUGGGGAUUCUUCCAAGGAAGCUGCUACUUCUUCUCCCAGACCCAGAACACCUGGAAAGCUUCCGUCUCCGCCUGUCAGGACAUCAAGGCUCAGCUGGUGAUCAUCGACAGUGCUGAGGAGCAGCAAUUUCUGAAGUUUUGGGAUACCAGAAAUAAUAGGCCCGCCUGGAUCGGCCUCAGCGACCACCACAACGAGGGUUCCUGGCUAUGGGUGGACAACACCCCUGUCAAUCUCAGCUUUUGGAAAGAAGGAGAACCCAACAACCACGGAGAUGAGGACUGCGUGGACUUCUACAGUGAUGGCUGGAAUGAUGACAAAUGUAACAGAGAGAACUUCUUUAUCUGCGAGAAGCCCUCGGUCCCCUGCCCAGAAUUCUGACGACCGCUGUUCCCCGCUGCCCAGAGACCAGGCAACUGCGCAUGCGCUUUGCUGGCUGCUCUCUGGCUCCGCCCCCUUUUCUUUCCUCCCCCCUUAACUGAGGACGGGAGGACCCUGAGAGAGGUUCUGAGACCCCCUUCUCCUCUAAGGCCCAUCCCUCCAUAGGCUGUAGACGGUUUCUCUUCUGUUGAUGGUCUCAGCCUUACCUGAGCCCCCAUAAUAUUCCCUUAAUAAAGUAAUUCAUUGUA